Fundulus heteroclitus (mummichog) is the source of this 3954-nucleotide messenger RNA. RefSeq names its product SAM and SH3 domain-containing protein 1-like. The coding region runs from base 41 to 1921 and encodes 626 amino acids. The transcript is spliced from 6 exons. NCBI's taxonomy places the organism in Eukaryota, Metazoa, Chordata, Actinopteri, Cyprinodontiformes, Fundulidae. The record is from RefSeq and is a predicted model, not a curated record. Gene Ontology annotation, molecular function: protein binding.
UCAGAGAGGGGAUGUGAUUGACAUCAUCAGUAAGCCCCCCAUGGGAACAUGGAUGGGUCUGCUCAACAACAAAGUUGGCACCUUCAAGUUCAUCUAUGUGGACGUGCUGUGUGAGGAAGAAGAGAAGCCUAAAAGGCCCAUCAGAAGGAGGAGGAAGGGCCGACCGCCCAAACCCACAUCAGUAGAGGAGCUGCUGGAGCGAAUAAACCUCAAGGAGCACAUGCCCACUUUUCUGUUCAACGGCUAUGAAGACCUGGACACGUUCAAGCUGCUGGAAGAAGAAGACCUGGACGAGCUGAACAUCAAAGAUCCUCAGCACAGAGCCGUGCUGCUUACGGCUGUGGAGCUGCUGCAGGAGUACGACAGCAGCAGUGAUCCGGAGCGCAGCGGACUGUCGGGUUCCCAGGAGAAGCUGCUGUCAGAGGGUCGAGGCCUUGUGGGGGACUCCCCGAGGGACUCUGGCUGCUAUGAGAGCAAUGAAAAUCUGGAAAAUGGGAAAAACAAAAAAGCAUCCCGGUCCAGUCGCUGUUCAGCGGGAAUGCAGUCUCCAGACUACCCGACCCUACCUAUGACUCUUUCUACAGAAGCUCUGCAACAAAAUGGCAAAAACCAGCGUUCCAAGUUCCCUAAAAGCCUUUUCAUCAAGCCCUCCCUGAAAGGCUUUAACUUGCUGGGACUCCGCAAAGCCCACAGACGGUCCCCCAUCCCAGCUAGCCGCAGUUGUGAGGACCUUGAUGGCCCCCCGCAGACAACUGGGCUCUGGAAGCGUUCUCACUCCCUGGGAGAUCUGCACAGCCUCGAGCAAAAGGUUGAUCUGAGUGUGGCGGUUAAAGCAGCAAAGGACGUAGACAAAUUGGGCAGCAGCAGCCCGGCAAAGGUCUACAGGGAGGAGCGUUCUGUCCGAACAGGAACCCCAACAGUAAGUCCUAAAGGAAGGGCUGACAGACCACCCAUACCCUCUCAGCUUCCUCUACGCUCCCAGUGUCCAGCAUUCCAGCCUCCCAAACUUCCACAGCCUCUCUCUAGUCCUACUCCAAGUCCCCCAGAUUCUAGUGUUAGUGGAGAGAGGAUUAUCCUGACGCAUCCCAAAAAGCCUCCCAUUCCACCUCCUGUUCCCGCCAAAAAAUCCAGAGAAAGACUUGUCAAUGGAGUCCGUCACCCGUCUCUCUCUCUGCCCUCGUCGCCAUCCCCGACCGCCUCGCCUACACACUCCCUCAAUCGUUCCCAACCGAGCAGCCCCUUAAUCCGCAGCAGCAGCCCGAGCCCCGUCCUCCACCCCCCUGCUCUCCCCGCCAAAACCUUCAGCCCACCUCCCAGUCCGUGUGCCACCUCCUCUGCAUCGUCUAUAGGUGAAGAAUCAGGCACCCCACCUGCAGUGCAGCCUCCCUGGCUCUCAGAUCUUGGAGGUAAAAUGUCUGUGACAAGGAAGCUCUCCCACACCAAGAUGAGUCCUGAUCUGCACACCCUCCUGGAGCAACGGCUGCAGGCUGAGGCCAUCGAUUUGACCGAGGAGCCUUACUCUGACAAGCACGGCCGAUGUGGCAUUCCACAGGCACUGAUCCAGCGUUACUCAGAGGACUUGGAGCAGCCGGUCAAAGACGUGGGCUCCACCAUGGACCAGCUCAGAGUCAAAGAGCUACGGAAACAGCACCGCAUGGCUAUCCCCUCUGGCGGUUUGACAGAGAUGUCCCGGAAGCCCGUAGCCUUUGGCAACAUCAGCACAGUCUCUGAUUGGCUCGUCUCCAUCGGCCUGCCCAUGUACGCCCCAUCCCUGCUGGCGGCAGGCUUUGACACCCUGGGUCGUGUGGCCUUGUUAACGGAGAGCAGCCUGAGGGAGGCCGGGGUGCGGGAUGAGAGGCACACCCGCCGCCUUAUCAGCGAGGCCCGAUUGGUCAAUGCACACCGAGGCAUACAGUCCUAAUCUCGAGGCCCACUCGGUGCUCAAAACAUAACGAUGAGGUGGCCACACAACUAAGUGAGCACAGCACUAAAGUACACUCAAAAAAAAGAGUUAACCCCUUUUUAAUGUUUACGGCAUUAAGAGCCAAGAGAAGAUAUCGGAUGCCUUUACAAAAAUAGACUGACUACUUUUGACUGAUUUCUUCCAUUCUAAGGAUACCCCUAAAGUCUUCAAAUAAAGACUUGGAUCUGCCUUUAAGGAUGAGAGCACACUCUUUUUGUAAGAAUAAAAUUGUUGGGGGGUUUUUUUCCUUUUUUUUGCUAAUCUAUAAAAAAAAAGUUUACUUCCUGCAUAUUCCAUAGUUGAACCGUUUUUCAUCUCUUACACUAAGGCAGGUCAAAGUCUGAAUAAAUAUACCACAACAAACAGUGGCUUACUUUGUAUCUUCUUUCUGUAUUAUAGCACAAAGUACAUCUGAGUUCCAAAAGGAUCUAUUAUGUUAAAGUUUGUGUUUGCUUUCGGAUUAUUGCAGCCCUUUUGCAGACCCACUUUCAGUCAUUUUGGGGGGGGGGGGGGAAACACACAAUGUCUUUAUAUUUCAACUGAUAUGAUACAUUUUUUUCACGGCAUACUCUGGUGUGAAUAGUCUUAUGGAAAGCUUUGUUUGCUGCAGUAAUCACAAUCAGCUUUUACUGAAAGUACAUUCCUCGGUGUGGAAAGGGACACUUGAAAUUGCCUUACCAAUAUGAAUGAAUAGCUACAAGAAGCUGUGCAAAAACAUGCAGGUCUUUUUUCUUCAUCUGAUUGUGUCUCACGAGUAAACUGUCGUUUCGAAUACAUGAACAUGUGCACAGUUAUUUUGGUGGUGGAUACGGACCAAAGAACAAGACAACAAGUCGCCCUGUGUUGAAUCUCCGUGGACCAUGAUGGAAUACUUUGAAAGUACACGUUGCGACAGAAAAGCAAAGAUUCAGCCGUCACGUCUGGAUUCCUUACUGGUCCAUCUACACGUCGGUGAGCACAUUCAGGAGUCAAAGCUCUUGAGCAUUUGCAGACUUUAAAUGGGAUGGAAAGAUGGAAAUAAACUGUCUAAACAAACUGUCGGAAAAUUCAGGGACCUUCUGAGGAGAGUCAGACUGUUAGAACGUUAUUGGGGAGAAAAUAUCUAAGAAUAUCGUUUGGUUGUGCACUCUGCAUGAGACUGAGCAAACAAAUAUUCCCUGAGUGCAUUUCUCCUCUGUUUAAAGUCAUAUCUUUCAUUUGUAGUGGACUAAAGACUUAUUCCAUCCAUUUAUUUAGUUUUUUUUUUUUUUUAAACUCUGACCAGCUUCUGUUGGUGAGUUUCGGAGCAUGUUUCUGCAUUUGGCACUUGAUGUGGUUAUUUGAUGCCUUCUUCUCUCUCAUCAAUCAAAGUGGUGCUCUGGGAAACUGAGGAUGGGAGUCACAGCUUAAACAAGUAAAAGACCCAGGAAGUGUUCUGCAAAAGAAAGAAAAUACUGACACUGUAAAUGCACUUUAGAUGGUUAAACUAGCGGUUUUAUAGGCAGAAUUGGCUACAUAUUUUUACAGGUCCAUAAAUGGACACCUAUGUCAGGUAUUGUAAAGGGUUUCAGUCAGUUAUGCUGGUAAUUUUUUUUGUAUUAAGGUCCCAAUGCCAAUUUACCAAUCACAUGUUAACCUCCAGUUACUCAUUUGCAGCUUUUCAGUCUUAUAAAAACAAAAUUCAUAGUUACAUAUAUGAAAUGCUUUGCCGAAGUUGCACAUUCUCUAUGUGUAAUUGAUGUUGUAUUAAUAACUUAUUUUUGCUUUUUUUUUAUUCAUAUCAACUGUAAUUAGCUGUACCAUAUGAAUAGCAAUACCUUCCUGCACAUCACUCUUGUCGGUAAGGAACUACAGUAUGUAUUGUAAAAUACGUGUACAAAUGAUUUUAUUUGGUUUUCAUCUACCUAAUGAUUGUCCAUACAGAUUUUGCUUGUGUAUUGAAACAAAAAGUAAUGUCCAUAACUAUUUGUCAUUCUGAAAUAUAAAUAAAAUUGUUUCUUGCUAUACCUGGA